CCGAUCUCACCCACCACCAUCCUCAACUGUUUUGCGGUCUCCUUUGCCUUUGGUUCGCCCGCAUCAAACCACUUCUGCUACAAUCAGUCCCUCUCAGCCCAAGGCAACAUCGCCCCUGCAUGCUGCCCCGCCAGACACCACAACAAUGCAACCUUCUAAUCUGCCCCAUCUCUCCAUCCGCCUGUUCCAACCAUUGUCCCAGUCGGACCUAUUCUAG
Molecule: messenger RNA, 217 nt
Organism: Ilex paraguariensis (yerba mate)
Lineage: Eukaryota; Viridiplantae; Streptophyta; Magnoliopsida; Aquifoliales; Aquifoliaceae
Source: the annotation of a GenBank genome assembly